GGCCUGGUCAACAACUAAAACUUAGGUUGAUCUACCUAUGUUGCUCAGAAAUAUAAAAUAUUCACACCCCUGAGAUGUAGUUAAACUGACCUAAAUCCUGCAAGGUCAAUGGAACUAUCUACUAUCUCUUGGAGGGGUGGAUUAACUACAGCAAUGGCAAACCCCUUUUAUUGAUGUAUCUCAUGUCUACACUACAAAGCUAUGGUGGCACAACUGCAGAGUUAUAGCCCUAAAAAUGGCAAAGGAUAGCGCAGUUGAGUCUCUGCGUUCUGGGCAAUGUGCUUUUGGCAGCUCGUUGGCACUGUUACCCCCAUCCCAUUUCUUUCACUUUUCCUCAGAUUUGGGGCUAGCUGAACUGCAUUCGGUUUUGUUUCUGGGUAAGUUUUGGUCUGUGAAUAUAUUGGCCAUUACCCAUUUCACAGUCCUACUCUCUAGAUUUUAUCAUCGCCUCACAUGUCACCACAGCAGGAAGUAGCAAGAGGCAGGGUGGUGUUUACCUAAGAAGAGUACACAGCACAGUUUCCUUUUUUUAAGGUGGUUGGCAGUUUUGAGUUCAGAGCGGAAACGGGGAAAUAAAUCUGGUUCCAACUGGAGAACCUAGACUCAAGAGAAGUUAUCUGAGAGCUGCAGUUGUCCUGAUAAAAUGUCCAUCAGGGGGCUGAAGAAGAAGCAACCUAAGACUUUUAAAGUAAAAGUUAUAACCAUGGAUGCUGAAAUGGAGUUCAGCUGUGAGAUGAAGUGGAAGGGAAAGGACUUGUUCGACUUGGUGUGCCGAGCAUUAGGACUAAGGGAAACUUGGUUCUUUGGCUUGCAAUACACUAUAAAAGGAAUGUACACCUGGUUAAAGAUGGAUAAAAAGGUUUUGGAUCAAGAAAUCCCCAAAGAAGACCCUGUUAGCUUUCGUUUUUUGGCUAAAUUUUAUCCAGAGAAAGUGGAAGAGGAGCUAUUACAGGAAAUUACCCAGCACCUAUUCUUCUUGCAGGUUAAGAAACAGAUAUUGGAUGAAGAAAUCUACUGCUCUCCAGAGGCUACAGUUUUAUUGGCUUCUUAUGCUGUGCAGGCUAAGUAUGGUGACUAUGACCCGAAUUUUCAUGUGCCAGGCUUUCUUGCCCAAGAAGAACUGUUACCCAAAAGAGUCCUCCGGCAAUAUCAGAUGACAGCAGACAUGUGGGAAGAAAAGAUAUCGGCUUGGUAUGCAGAGCACAGGGGUAUUGCCAGGGAUGAAGCAAAGAUGAACUAUUUGAAAAUUGCUCAGGACUUGGAGAUGUAUGGUGUCAAUUACUUUCCUAUUGCUCAAAAUAAGAGUGACACAGAUCUCCUACUUGGAGUUGAUGCUAAAGGUAUUCAUGUCUACAGCAUAAAUAACAGGUUCUCUCCAAAUAAGUCUUUUGAAUGGAGUGGUAUCAGAAACAUUUCCUAUAGUGAGAAAGAGCUAACUAUUAAACCUCUUGAUAAAAAAGCAGAAGUUUUCAAAUUCUUUUCUUCUCAGCUCAAAGUGAACAAACUGGUUUUACAGCUGUGCAUUGGAAACCACGACCUCUUCAUGAGAAGGAGGAAUGUUGACUCCAUCGAGAUCCAGCAAAUGAAAGCUCAGGCCAGGGCGGAAAAGGCUAGACAAAAAAUGGAGACUCAAAGGCUGGCCAGGGAGAAGCAGCUCAGAGAAGAAGCCGAGCGAGCCAAAGAAGAGCUGGAAAGGCGCCUCUUCCAGAUGGAAGAUGAAGCCCGGCAAGCCAACGAGGCACUGCUCCGGUCCCAGGAAACAGCAGAGCUGCUGGCUGAGAAAGCUCAGAUUGCAGAAGAAGAGGCCAAACUGCUGGCCCAGAAUGCUGCAGAAGCUGAGCAAGAGCGGCAGAGGUUGGAGAUCACAGCACUGAAAACCAAGGAGGAGAAGCGUCUGAUGGAGCAGAAGAUGCGGGAGACAGAGCUGAUUGCAGUAAAAUUGGUGAAAGAGUCAGAUAGAAGAGCCAAAGAAGCUGAACAUCUAAAACAGGAUCUGCAUGAAGCCAGGGAAGCUGAACGAAAAGCGAAGCAGAAACUUCUGGAUGUAACGAAGCUUAAUUAUCUUCAUGUGGCCCGGUAUCCUCCUCAUUCACCUGCGGACACCAGAGAUGUCAGCUUUGACAAAGGAUCUGUAAAGAUGGAUUUAAAAGAUGUAGAUCUGAAGAGACUGUCCUUUGAGAUAGAAAGAGAGAGGUUAGAUUACUUGGAAAAGAGCAAAAAAUUUGAAGAUCGAUUGAAAGAGCUGAAGUCAGAAAUCCAUGCACUGAAACUAGAGGAAAAACAAACUGGGCUCUACUCUCACUGGAAUGAAGUUCUUGGAUCCUUGGAUCGUUCAAUAGGAAAUGCUCCCUCAUGGAUGAAAACCUUUGGAGCUGGAGACUUGUUGGAUAUGAAUCUUCGAAAGCCCUUCCCAGCUUAUCCAUUAAAUGCCACAAGCAGCUGGCCAUGUACCAACAAGAAUCAACAUACAGUGCCUGUGGAAAAGUCAACUUUUCAAACAAAUACCUUGGUUGCCAGCAAUGUGGGGACAGGAACUAGAAAACAGAUUAUAAAGGUAAUGGGAUUUAUAUGUAUUUUCCCAAAAUGUGAAUGAAUUUAUUGCUUGUGAAAGUAAGGAAUUAAUAGCUUGGGCAAGCUUCUUCCACCCAGCUCUGCCAGUGCCCCUCAAUCCCAAACUGUGGAGGACGGCUAGUUACUCUAGUCCUUCAGUUUCAUGCCAUUUAAGGCAGCUUAUAACAUGGGCAUCAUGGGGGCUAAGAUGAGACCAACUGACUCCACUCCACCUGUGGUCAAAGCUGGAAUACGAAUGGAAGAUAAAUCCCAUUAGACAACAAGAGGAUUUGUAUUCAAUAGCUGCGUUUUCUUUAUAGUUUGACCAAGCUUGAAAGUAAAGUGUCCUCAGUGCUGGCAUCAGCAGUUUAAAACAUAAACAUGACUCCCUUCUGCACUAGUAUUUAUGGCUGUGAAAACCUAACUUCCAGCAUUAAGGGGUAAGUAAUAAGAUACUAGUAACAGAAAUUGACCAAACCACCUACAAUUCAGCUCUUACAUGGCAAUGGUCAUAGAACACUGCCUCUCUAUCAGCUGUUUCACACAAGUGCUGUGUGGGUCCAUGAGGGAGACCUUGUGUCCUUGUAUGCGUGGCUCCUUCCAGGUAGGUGAGUGAGUAAAUAAAUUUGGGGAUAUAAAAGCUCAGUCUGUACGUGAGACUGUUUUAAGGGCAGGUAACUGUUAUUUAACAGUUACCAGCAAGUAACUUUAUUUAUGCACUACUAAUUGUGCUGGUUGCCAGAGAACUAACUGGAGGUUUAAAGGAACGUUGAUGUAUGUGAAUGAGGUUAGGGCAAGAGUUUCUAUUCUAUGAUCAAUAAACUUGAGCUGUGCCCGUGGCCUCCUUCAUAUAUUUAUUCUAAAGAUUUUUCAGAAUCACUAGAGACUGUCCCAUGACCUUAACUUGCAGACUGUAGGCACAGAAUUAAGAUACACAGUCCAAUGUGGUUGGACAGAAGCAGCAUCUUCCUAAUGCAAAUAAUACAGGUAAUUGUUUUAAGAAAAAUAAAAUCCAAACUGCAAAGUGAUGUCUUUCAGUUGGAAAACUUCCAUGGGGCUGGCAGGAACGUAAGUCAAGCCAUUUUGAUGUGACUUCUUAAAGGCCAGAGUUGAUAUCAAAGCCAGGAUUAGAGCUAAGGAAUUCCUGGGUCCCACUCAUAUGCUUAAACGGAACUUUAGGGUGGAUGGAAAUAACUUCUCUUUGAUUUGCAUGUAGGUUCAGCAGCAUGACUCGGACGUGAUCUACAUUUGAAGUGUCUCAGCAAUUCAGUAAUGCUUUCAUCAAGAGGUGAAAAGGUAGAAUUUCAGAGUAAUCCAUUUGCCUGCCGCAAAAGUUACUUACACAAAACCACUAUAUACAUUUAGCUACUCAAUGAUGUCAGCAUCAAAACACAUCCUGUCAUGAGUGUGGUGCUGCUCAGUUGCCAGACAGGCAGCCUGUGCCUGUAGCACUGAAAACAACCAGCAUCUUUCAUACAGUAGCAAACAUGAAAUAAUAUAGGAGCCAAGUUACAUCAUGUGUGCUUUGUGAGAACACUUUAGGAGACAAGGCAUUUUAAAUUUAAAGUGCGUUUUAAACUACAGAGCACCACUGAAAUACAGGACCCUUUAAAGCGAAGAUUAGCAAACAGUCAGUGGAACACACUAGGAGGAAGUGACAUUUUGGAAAAUUCCUGCUUUUAUAAAAAAAUGUACAUAGAGCAUACAGGACUUUGUGUUUUUAAGUCUUUGCAGCUGGUGUGACACUUCUGAAGCCUGUUUCAGCAUAUUUGUUAAUCCACAGAACAUUUUUUCACUUAUCCCUAACAUAAGACUGUCUGCAUAGUUGACUUGUAUUUCUAUUAGGGAAAGUUUAGCUCUUAAUUCAGGAUUGGACAGGCUUUUUUGUGGGCCUUAAUACAUCUAUUAUUUUGAUGUCUUAUGGAGAUGUGAAUGAAUCCUUAAUUUGGAAGUGCAAGGCUUCUGUUUCUAUAUGAUUUUUGUGAUGUGGAAUACCUUCACUGCUGACACCUGUAGAAGACUCUGUAUAACAUACUGUUUCAGAAAUUUAAGUACUAGAGACAAAAGACACCUAAUGGUGUCUGCUAAAGAGGGACUCAUCUCUGAUGAAGACUAAACAUGGUAUCCAGCAUCUACUUUAUCAGUAGAACCAAUUUGUACUUGAGGAUGUUGUGCAUUAAAUGUGUAUUUAACUGAGAUCUUCAUACAGACUUCUAUGGAAGUAGACAAUACAAAAUUGUAGCUAAAGUCAGUUGAACAUGCAGGACUGAGUAAAAACAGAUGUUAAUGUUCAUAAACAUCUAGUCCUAUAAGUUAAAUCUAAAGUAUAUUGAAUAAAGUUUCAAUUUCUU
Chelonia mydas (Green sea turtle) is the source of this 4901-nucleotide messenger RNA. RefSeq names its product merlin. Bases 644 to 2593 code for a protein of 649 amino acids. The record is from RefSeq and is a predicted model, not a curated record. The transcript is spliced from 18 exons. Gene Ontology annotation, biological process: positive regulation of protein localization to early endosome; regulation of gliogenesis; positive regulation of early endosome to late endosome transport. Gene Ontology annotation, cellular component: filopodium; plasma membrane; apical part of cell. Gene Ontology annotation, molecular function: cell adhesion molecule binding; actin binding. NCBI's taxonomy places the organism in Eukaryota, Metazoa, Chordata, Testudines, Cheloniidae.